Molecule: messenger RNA, 2115 nt
Organism: Punica granatum (pomegranate)
Lineage: Eukaryota; Viridiplantae; Streptophyta; Magnoliopsida; Myrtales; Lythraceae
Source: RefSeq, a predicted model, not a curated record
CAUUUCGUUCCCCCUCGAAAUAUCUCUGUUUUAUCUUCUUCUUUUUCUUCUUCUUCUCCAUAUCAUCAUCAUCUCCGACGGUCCCAACAGAGCUCAAAGCCAGCAGCUUUCUCUAUCCACUGCAGCAACAGCGAGCUCGUAAAAGCUCCUGCGGAUGUCAACAAUGGAGCUCUGUAUCAGCUCCACAGCCCCACAUCGCAGUCUUCACUCCUCCCUCUCUAGAGACUCUUUGUCUCUCCCAAGUUGCUCGAGCGUUCGAUUCAGGCAGACGGGUCUCAAUUUCCAGCACAAGCUCUCAUUCCUCUCGGGCCACGCUCACCCGCUCGAGCCUCUCGUUUCACCUUCUAUUCCUCGGCGCUUUGCUGCUUCUGUUGCCGUCGGUACCGAGAGUGACCGGCUUCCCGCGGACAUUAAAGUUUCAGAGGUUGAAGAGCCCAACAGCAGAGUUAGACUCAGUGUAGAGGUUCCACCUGCUGUAUGCGAGGAUUGCUACAGAAGGGUCAUGAAGGAAUUGACGAAGCAAUCGAAGAUCCCGGGAUUUCGUCCAGGAAAGCAUGUCCCCGAGAGUAUUCUUCUCAGUUACGUUGGAAAGAAAAACGUACAGAAGGCCACGGUUGAAUCCAUACUAGAGAGGACUAUUCCACAUGCAAUGUCUUCGGUGUCGGGGAGGGCUUUGAAGGAUUCUGUUCGCAUUGUUACCAAGUACUCUGAUAUGGAGCAGGCCUAUUCAUCACAAAGCUCCCUCAGAUACGACGUUAUCGUAGACGUGGCUCCUGAAGUUAAAUGGGUUCCUGAAGAUGGAUACAAGAACUUGAAAAUUGUGGUCGAGAUUGACCGCGAUAUUGAUGCACAGGAAGCCUGCAAAGAAGAAUUGAAGCGUAGGCACAAGUCACUAGGUGCAUUAAGGAUAGUAACUGAUCGAGGACUACAGAUGGGUGAUGUUGCUGUCCUAGAUAUAUCAGCAACAACAAUUGAUCAAGACGAGUCUAAUGUCCAAAGAAUUCCUUCAGCAGAGAGCAAAGGAUACCAGUUUGAUACUGAAGAUGGUGAUAAAGUGCUCCCUGGUUUCGUCGAUUCAAUAAUUGGAAUUCGGCAGGGUGAGACGAAGGCCUUCCCUCUUGCUUUUCCUGAAUCAUGGAGGCAAGAAGAUCUCCGUGGUGUCAAUGCUUUAUUUACAGUUGAAUGCAAGGAGCUAUUCUACAGAGAGUUGCCAGAAUUAGAUGAUUCCAUCGCCGAAAAGCUUCUUCCUGGAUGCACCACCCUUAAGGAGGUUGAAGAGUCACUGUCGGCAAAAUGCCGAGAAGUAGAGGAGACUGCUAGAGAACAAGCAACCGAUAAUGCUAUACUAGACCAGCUCCGCAAGAUGGUGGAGAUUGAUAUACCGAGAUCGUUGUUUGAGGAACAAGGCCGACAACUCUAUGGAGCCCAACUUCUACAGAUGCAGGCGAGCAUGAAGUUAAACGAGCAGCAGUUGGCCUCUCUUUCUAGCCCAAAGGCAGUGAACGAGUACUUGGAAAGCCAGAAGGAGAACAUAAUUAGCAUUAUAAAACAGAACUUGGCGGUGGGAGAUAUAUUUAAACGCGAAAAUCUCCAGUUCUCCUCUGAGGAGCUUGUCAAGGAGGUCAGGAGCUCCAUUGAAGAAUUCAAACGGCAUAAACAAGAUUAUGAUGAGGAUCGUAUCCAGGAGCAGGUUCAAGAGAUACUGGAAGGAGCCAAGGUGCUCGAGUGGCUGAAGGAGCAAGCAGAGAUCCAAUACGUAACACGGUGAAAUUUACAUCAAUGGAGCCAGAUGGAGUUUUGUUUCCUACGAGUAAUAUUCGUUCUCCUUUGUACAAAUUGGCUUAGCAUAAUGAGGUUGGAUUGUAAAUUUCUUGGUGCCCCGACGGAAGAAGCUAUCCCCGAGCAUAUGUCCGGAUCCUCUUCCUUUUGGUUUCAACAACAGGGGGGGUUGAGCAUACAGCCAAUGGACCACUUCCUGGCCUUUGUUGUUUCAACCUAGACGGUUGAUUCGUGGGGGAUCGAACUUUGCACAAACCGAGAACAUGAAGACCUCGCUCCAGAAAAUCCGACACGAGACUGCUUCUUGUCCUCGUGCUCAGUGGCACUUAUGCUUAA